GCCUGAAAGUUCAGAAUGGGCUUUAACAUAGCUACAAACUUGUCUGUAGCUACGAGCGUCUUUAGCUUUGCAUAAUUUAUAAAUAUACCCUUUUUAUCCUAUUUUUUAUCAUUUAAUGCUUUUUUCUUUCUUUUUUUAGCUCCAUAAAAGUAAGACAUUGAAAUUCUGUUUGUGGUGCAAACCCACCUCUUCCUGUAUUUGAGACAGUUUAGGUUUGCGCUCUGGGGCUGAAAUCAGUGGAGGGAUGGCGACGAUUAAAGAGGUACAUAUCAUUACGGGUCUGGUCUUUGCCCUUCAGUUUCACACAAGUUUCAUGGAGCUACGAUCUGCUGACGGAAGGUCUCAUGUAGGUGCAGAGCAUAACAAGACCAGAGAGCAGAGGUGGGCACCUGGUUCUGGGACUGGGGUCCCUGACUGGGCUGCACAUAAAAGGAGCCACUACAGAGACCAGCACCAAGUAGAGGAGUCAGAUCUGCUGAUGGAGGAGAGACAUGAUAACUCCACACAGAUUGUUGACAUUGAUCAUGUCUAUUAUACAUCUAAAAUCCACGGUCCGGGAGUUGCAGCAGGUAAAGAGCUGUGGGUUGACAUCGAUGAGAUGGAGGGGGAACAGUGGAGGGUCCUCGGCUUCUUGUCCAGCACACACAGACAAGCAGAGAGAGUGAAUUUGUCCUUCAGCUUUCCUUUCUAUGGCCAUCCACUGAAAGAAAUUACAGUUGCCACUGGAGGUUUCAUUUACACUGGAGAUAUAAUCCACAGGAUGCUUACGGCCACUCAGUAUAUUGCUCCUCUGAUGGCUAAUUUUGACCCAAGCCUGUCCAAAAAUUCCACUGUGUUAUACUUUGAUAAUGGAACUGCAGUGGUGGUUCAGUGGAACCACAUCCACCUCCAGGACAACAUCAGUCUGGGAACUUUCACCUUCCAGGCUGUUUUGCACAGGGAUGGGCGGAUCAUCUUUGCUUACAAAGAGAUUCCUGUUGACAUCAGCGACAUCAGCUCUGAAAACCAUCCUGUCAAAGUGGGCCUGGCUGAUGCUUUUGUGGUGCUUCAUAAGAUAGAACAAAUUCCCAAUGUUCGUCGAAGAACCAUCUAUGAGUAUCAUAAAGUGGACAUCCUCAAGUCAAAAAUCUCAAGUUCUACAGUGAUUGAAAUUCUUCCUCUGCCCACAUGUCUGCAGUUCUCCAGCUGUGGCCCAUGUGUCGCUUCUCAGAUUGGCUUUAACUGCAGUUGGUGCAGUCGGCUACAAAGAUGCUCCAGUGGCUUUGAUCGUAACCGACAGGACUGGGUUGAUCUCGGCUGCCCAGAGGAGAGACGGGAUCCGCAAUGUCACCAGAUGGCAGACGUCUCAAACAGCACAUCAUUCCACUCGACUCACACAACCCCUCCUGUUACAGCCACCUCAAAGCCACAGAGGACCUUAGAUGUGACCCCAUCACCUAGCAGCAAGACUUCCUCUGUCAUCGAUCUCUCAUUUGACAGCAGCAUUAGUUGGAAAAACAAAUCAAGUGUGCAGCAACCAACCAGCCAAUCUGCAGAUGCAGGAACUGGUGAAAACGGAGGUGAGAGUGAUGUGGGCUUGCAGAUUGGUUUCCUGGCAGGCAUCGUUAUGGUGAUGGUAGUCAUGGCAGCUGCCAUUCUUACAUCCAUCUAUAUGUACAAUCACCCCACCUCAAGUGUCAGUCUCUUUUUUAUGGAGCGACGCCCCACCCACUGGCCAAUCCUGAAGUUCAGACGGGGCUCUGGUCGACCUUCGUACGCUGAGGUGGAGGCUCCCGGUCAGGACAGAGAUGGCACAGUUGUCAUUGACCUUAAACAGUCCUUUGUCAUGUCAGACAGAAGGGAGAGUGAACAGAAGGAGGGCUUCAUAGUUCCUGACCAAAGGGAGUGCUUCCUUGGCUCUGAGAGCUCCUGACCAACAACAUCAUGUCCCAUGAAUCUUUGGGGCAGAGCUGGUUCUCUACAUGAGUUCUCCAUUUUUUUAUUUAGCUGAAGCACAAGUUCACUUUAUGGACAGAAUCUGAGCUUUUUAGAGACACAAAAACAUCAACAUUCAAUGAGGAAAUUGUAAAAACAUAUUAU
Melanotaenia boesemani (Boeseman's rainbowfish) is the source of this 2079-nucleotide messenger RNA. Its product is annotated as plexin domain-containing protein 2-like. Bases 245 to 1912 code for a protein of 555 amino acids. NCBI's taxonomy places the organism in Eukaryota, Metazoa, Chordata, Actinopteri, Atheriniformes, Melanotaeniidae. The transcript has 13 exons. The record is from RefSeq and is a predicted model, not a curated record.